This is a messenger RNA of Epinephelus moara (kelp grouper), 7027 nucleotides long. Its product is annotated as RNA binding protein fox-1 homolog 2-like. Bases 769 to 2148 code for a protein of 459 amino acids. The record is from RefSeq and is a predicted model, not a curated record. Gene Ontology annotation, cellular component: nucleus; cytoplasm. Gene Ontology annotation, biological process: regulation of alternative mRNA splicing, via spliceosome; nervous system development. Gene Ontology annotation, molecular function: mRNA binding. NCBI's taxonomy places the organism in Eukaryota, Metazoa, Chordata, Actinopteri, Perciformes, Serranidae. The transcript is spliced from 13 exons.
CAGACCAGCCCGCCUCACCUCACUGUCCUCUCCCUCCGCUCCCGGUGUCCACACACAAAUCUGACCGCGGAUCAGCUCACUCGGGCUCCCUCCACACUACGAGUCACACCAACUGGGACUCAGACCAGAGGAAAUCGUGUUCGUCGGCAGCCAAGUCCGCACGCCAAGACACAUCCAUAGCAGAGCACGGCGAGGGAACGGACGGUGUGAUAAGACGGGGACUGAGAUCCAGGGAAAAGGCUGCUGGUAGGAACAACAGCGGGGGUUUAACGCACAUUUAGCGGCGACACGAGAGAGGACUGCCCGGCCCCGCAGAAGGAGAAGUAUCACACGAAGCUAAUUUCCAACGUUUUCUAUUAUUGGCAGCAGAGUGAGCUCCUCGAGCCACAUUUAUAAAGAGAGCUAGCGGAAUGUAAUGCUAGCAAGCUAGCUAAUGUUAGCUAGCUAAUUAGCUUGUCAGGCAUCCAAGAGUCGGACGUGUGGUCUUUAUUAAAAUAGGUCACUGUUUGGCGUCGUUUGACUUUUGUUUUUUGGGAAAAGGCUGUACUUAAUGUGCUUUGUCCUGAAGUCUGGCAUAAUGCUCUGCCUCGAAUAGCUAACGCCAAGUUAAGACAAUAAACAGCACAAGCUGAAUGUAUUGAUGAAAAGCAGCUCAAUAUUAUCCGUCUACGCUUUUUUGGGAAACCCAUUGUGAAUAUCGAGCCGUGGACAAAUCAAACGGAGCGGGGUAGAGAAACAGACUUUUGACUGGUGACUGUCUGCCGUCCAAUGUUAAUGUCGACCGACGUUGCAUCUAUAAUGCUACCCGUUAGUCGGGGAAUAAUGGAAAGAGACAUUGAUACAGCAGCCGGACCGCUCGCGAACGCGGCCGGGGGUCCAGCAGCUGUCCGCGGGAUGAAGCGAGGAGACCCGGAGCCCGACGCUCAGACAGCCGCUGCCCUGACUGACUUAGCCGGGGCGGAGUGCAAAAGACCAAGGAUAGACGGCACCGGGAGUGUUGUUGGUGACAUUGGGCAGAACAAUGAGCCUUUAAACCCCGGUUUCCAUGGAUACCCACCUCACAGUCAGGGCUCUCAGGAUUCGACAGGAGGACAGGAGGGAUUGGUGGCCCCGCCCUUUUCAGCGUUCCCCCCUCCACCCCCUCCUCAAAACGGGCUUCCAGGGACGGAGUUUGGCCCCGGGGCCAUGUUUGGUGCUGGGGGCCAAGGCACAGCAGAGGUAGGGGCUGGUGCUAACGGAGCCACCACCACUACCACCACCAACAACAAUGGAAAGACAGAGGAGGCGUCCCAGGGUGAGGCGGGUGUACAGUGCGGCACAGGAGGCACAGGAGCAGGAGGCUCUGUGGGAGACCCGUCUGAAGCCAAAGGGACCCCGAAACGCCUCCACGUCUCAAACAUCCCCUUCCGCUUCCGGGACCCUGACCUCAGACAGAUGUUUGGGCAAUAUGGGAAGAUUCUGGAUGUGGAGAUUAUUUUCAACGAGAGGGGCUCAAAGGGUUUUGGCUUUGUGACAUUUGAGACCAGCGCAGACGCAGAGAAAGCCAGGGAAAAGCUCCACGGCACACUGGUGGAAGGUCGUAAGAUUGAGGUGAAUAAUGCCACCGCCAGGGUGAUGACCAACAAGAAAAUGGUCAGCCCCUACCCUAACGGAGAGGCUCUCAGCACACUGCCUUAUGCGGGGUGGAAACUGAGUCCGAUGGUGGGGGCCGUGUACGGACCGGAGCUCUACGCAGUCCCAGGGUUUCCCUACCCUUCAGCAGCAGCAGCAGCCACUACAGCGGCAGCAGCGUUCCGCGGCGCCCACCUCAGGGGUCGAGGCCGGCCCGUCUACAGCGCCGUGCGGGCUGCCGUGCCUCAGCCCGCCAUCCCCGCCUACCCCGGACUAGUGUUUCAGGACUCAGUCCUUAGUCCCAGAUUGCCUCAGGGAGGCUACCCUGCUGCUGCUGCCGCCGCCGCUGCUUAUCGCUACGCCCAGCCCGCGGCCGUAACCGGAGCAACCGCCGCAGCUGCUGCCUACAGUGACAGUUAUGGCCGCGUGUACACUACAGAUCCCUACCACGCUUUAACUCCAGCUGCUGCUGCUUACGGAGUCGGAGCCAUGGCCAGUUUAUACCGGGCAGGAUACAGUAGGUUCGCUCCUUACUAAAACCACAAAUCACACCCGAGGAAUUUCACAUCGCUCCAAAACCCUUUUUCAAGCUCUUUGUUUGGCAGCAGCUCCCCUCCAUUUUUCUGCAGGCGGACUCUAGUGACAACUCAUGUGUUUUGUUUUUUCCUUUUUCUCUUUUCUUUUUUCGUCCGUGGCGAGAGAGGUCAUUCGCCACAUCAUCAACUCAAACUCUGUUUCUGUACUCUUCUGUCUGUCGCUGACACGGAAACAAUGACUAAACUGCCAGGAGUGUCUCCCACUUGAAAAAGCCGGAGCCUGCUACUUUGAACCACGGGGCACAAUUUAGGACGGUUUUUAAAACACUACGGGACCUGGAGGGAGAGCGACUGCUGUUCCUGUGUGACACCUUUUUUUUUUUUUUCUCCUUCUGAACUUACAGUAUAUCCACUGCCCUGUAAAACCUAAUCAGACAUGUACACACACUUUCAACACCAAGUAUACGGCUUCCUCUACGUUCUCCUCUAGUGACGGCCUGCACAGAUUGAUGCCACAGCACAGCGUUACUAUAAAAGGUACUCAUGUUUUUAAACACUACAUUGACGUGAAGCUGCAGCAGAGACGUCCCUCUGGUUCAGCGUCACGGUGUAAUAAUGAAACUCGGACUGCUCGACACAGAAGAUGUAGGAAUUAUUAUGUUGUUUUGUAAAGCUGGAACGUUCAGCCUCUGACUGACAGAAACCACUGUUGUCCUGGCAACAAGAACCACAGCAUGGGAAAACUCUCUUUUUGUCAUUUUUCCAACAUUUCACUACUUCCCCCCCGAAUAAAAGGAAACACACAAAAAAAAGAAUUAAAAAAAAACGACAAGGAAAAAAAACAAGUGACUUUUUUCUGCAUUACCUCAGUUUUUCUCUCACGUAUUUAGUUUUGCUGCCAUUGAUAAGAAUUUGCAUAGAACUGUCGUCAUAUAUAACGUGGACGCGUUCGGCGACGGAGCCAUUCUUUUGUCCUUAUUGCUGGUCGACACAUUUAUUACUGUAACUGCAAACACUAAGACGGGACGUGGAUUCAGUUUGACCCUGUGUCCAUUUUGAGAAUCCAGCGCACCUCCCCUCCCCUCUCAUCGUUGAUCUGCUCUCGGCACUUCUUCCAAAAAAGGACUCGGCCCAUUUCUCUCUGUCUCCCUUAAAACCGUCAGACAUUCCAGCUGCAGCGGCGAUGCGGCGAGUGAACGGGUCAGAUGGACAAAAGAACCCAUCGAACACAAAUGAACUAGAUUUGAAGCGGGAACACCCACACGGGAAGCUAAUCAUCUGCCAGUCAGCCAAAUGGGAAUCCCUCCUGGCCAAUUGAGAUAUAUAUUCUGCCUCCAGGCUUCGGGCUGCUCUGUGCGUGGAAACGUUGUCUGAUCUCAGCUCAGCUCAGCGGAGCGGCAGAUCCCAGCAGAACAGCCCAGAUUAGAACACAUUUGAAACAGAGAGAUCGUAAUGGUGAAGUAAUGAGAGUUUAUCUAUUUAUAUUCAAUCAUUUUUAACGUGUCUGCAUCAUUUUGUAAUUUUAAAUCCUUCAUUAUUCUCUCUGGGAUUGAAUAGUUUUAAAGUUCUCCAUAUCAGUCCGUGUGGAGGCGUCAUCAAAUAACUUACACACCAAGUCUCUGUCCUGUAUGUAUCACGUCUCCAUAUACUCUCACUAUGUUGUUAUUGCUAUUAUUUGCCUUUUUGGUUCCAAAGAUUUUCUGAAGAAAGCCCUUUUUUUUUGGUCCUGAUGUAUUUCUUACUUUUGUGACUUUUUUGUUGCCUUUACUUUGUUGUGUGGUUUUUUUUUUUAUCUGUGGGUUGUGUUUUUCAGUGCAGUGUUGAAACGGCGCCCUGGGAUAUGUCAUUAAAGCAGCGUCUACAAAAAAAAAGAGAACACAUUUGAAAGGUUGCAGCAAUUUUGGGACAAACACAAAAACAACCCUGUAAAAUUCACACACUAAUUUAUUGGAUUUUUUUUUUUUUUUUUUUAAUAACACGUGAAAGUGUGGACGUGGAGGUGUUUGCUGCACACGGGGGGAAUCAGAGCAGAUGGAGUCAUGAGGGAUAUGCAGAAAGACAGAGCGGAUAUUUUGAAUUACAUUUGCCAUUAGGGCCAAAUUACAGGCGAAGACAAGGGAGGGGAAGCGUCCACACAAUGUCGAAGGCGCCCUGUGGCCCAGCAGCGGCCAGCUUGUGAACAAUGAAACAGUGUGUGGGUGGUUAGUGGGGGGACAUUGUGGCGGUGAUGGUGAAGGUGAGGAGCUGAGCCAUUAAUCAUGAGCUGACAGGAUAACAACGUCCCCUGCUGUCUUUUCUUCUUCUUUUUUAAUUUUUCAGGGGGUACAGUGCGCUCAGGGCGGAGCGGACAGUGCGAGGCGGGUGAUGUUGUUUUUGUAUGAUUGUGAAAAAUGUGUGCAGUAGGUCCAAUGAGUAUUUUUGACGCGCGUUACCUCUUUUUUUUUUUUUUUUGUCUUAUUAUUCCUUACAAGUAUUAUCAGAAGUGUUGCUAUGCAUGCUUUUGUGAGAGAGGAAGGGCGUCAGUCAGAUUUCAUUUGUGCAUGAAUUCAAAUCAUAGUGCUGGAGGAGGAAGAUCAGGAUGGACGGGGGUGUUUACAAAGCAGGAGAAAGAAAGAGACGCGGAUGUUAUGUGAUGCGAGGCAACAGGAGUGACGAGGAAUCUCAGCGAAGGUCCGGUAGAGUCUCAGUGUGGGGAGGGGGAGAAGCAAGUGGCCCGCAGUCGCUUUAUGGAAGCCGAUUCGGUCCGCUUCAAUAAUCUGGGUUAUCGCUGCUCUGUGCCUCUGCGGUCGCCGUGGUAAUCACCAGCCAUAUCAGAUGCGUAAAGUUUAAUUUGGUAUGUCUACACCCCUGUGGUUUGCUUUUAUAAUGAAAAUAAAUCUCAGAAACGAUAACAUUAACGACACAGGCCCACCUAAUGAUGAGUCAGCUUUAAAGAGACACUUCACCCACAGGAUGAUCAUUUGUAGAUCAGUUACUCACACCGUGUUACAUCGAAUUCGGGAAGAAAACUUUGUUUUUCUUGCAUGCCUCCACAGUAGAGUUGCAACGAUUUAUGGAUUAGUUGUCGACUAAUAAAAUUAACAAAGUCGAUUAAUCACCUUGAGUAAUUUUUUAAAGAAUAAAUAAGCAAAAUUCUCAGAUUCCGUCGUCUUAAAUGUGAAUAUUUAUUGUUUAUCUUUGGAUUUUGGACAAAACUAAUCAGUUGAGGACGUCAUCUUGGACUUUGAGAAACACCGGCAGACAUUUUAUAGCACAAACAACCAAUUUCGAUAGUGAAUUAACUGCUUUGAGUAAUUUUUUAGGGACAAAAAAAUAAAAAUUAUCUGAUUCCAGCUUCUUAAAUACGAAUAUUUUCUGGUUUCUUUGCUAAUCUGUGGCAGUAAACUGAGUAUCUUUGGGUUUUCGACAAAACGAAUCAUUUGAGGUCGUCAUCUUGAGAAACACAAAUGGACAUUUUCCACUGUUUUCUGCCAUUUUAUAGACCAAACAACUAAUUGAAUAAUUGCUUAAAUAAUAAACUAAUAAAUCAAACAAUGAAAAUGAUCACUACUUGCAGCCGUAGUAUGUGGUGAAGGAAGAAUCCAAAAACUGAGAAGGUGAUUGAUGAUAGAGCUCAUGGGGUCCAUGUUUACCAACAGUAAAACUAUAUCAAAAAUCAGUUCAUAAACUCUCACAGAACUUGUGAAGUAUAAUCCAAGUCUCAUUUAUCCAGUCGUACGCUCAGCACUUCCCAAACCGACAACCCUGAUCUGACAGGGAGCUGACGGAAAAGUGAAACUCAUCUAUGCUCUCUUCAAAGUCAGACUCCAUUGACAAAAUCAGUAAUUUUACCUCACUGAACACAGGAGCAGCUGGUCUACCACUGCCUUGAUUGAUUUGUUUGUUUGUGUUAUUGUGACUUUGAUGAAUCGGAACUAACUCUGUAAAGCACCGGAUUCACACAGUAACACAGACAAACCAGCCGAUUGAGGCAGUGGUAGACCAGCAGCUCCCUUAUUUUAGCAAGGUUAAAUUAGUGAUUUUGUCAAUGGAGUCUGGCUUUGAAGAGUUGAGUUCAGUUCCUCAUAGGAAAGGGCUCUCUGUUUUGGCUUUCUCAAGUACUGAGUGUACGACUGGAUAGAUGAGACGUGGAUUAUACUGCAGGAGUUCUGUGAGAGUUUGUAAAUGGAUGUUUUGAUGUAGUUUUGCUGUUGUUAAACGUGGCCCCCUAUGACUUCAAUUCAUCACAAAAUGUCUUUGUUUGUUCACUGCGGGGACAAGCGAGAAAAACAGUGUUUUCUUCCCAAAUUCAACACAACACAUGGUGAGUAAUUGAUCUACAAAUAAUUACUCAGUGGGUGAAGUGUUCCUUUAAGAUGUUGUAAGGCUGGUGAUGUGGCAGCAGCUGCUACAGUGUAUUGUAGUAUGUACCUGCCCACAGAGAUGCUCAUUCAGCUUGUAUUGAGGUGGUGUAAAUGUUAUUGAGCAGCCACCGUGGUGCAGCUGCAGUGACUCCUGCGGGUCGCCUCUGCUUGUUUUUGUCUCUUCUAAUUGGAGUAAAUCUCAUUUGGAAGGCUGCAGAAAUGAGCGCAGAGCCGCGCUGGAGCAGACACACAAGUUCUCCUCAGCCGCUGACCCCGACUCCCCUGCACUGUGCUCGAGUCAACCCAGUGGGAGGUUUUUUUUUCCUUUGUACAGGGAUUUCAUAAAUGAGUUUGAAUUGCAUGUGGAUUUUUUUAAUGUCACAUGCUCUUAAAAGCUCAUUUAUCCAAGUGAUUUUUUUUUUCAAUAAGUGACAUGUAUUUUCUCACAAUGUUUUAUUUUGCCAUCCUUGUGUCUGCCUUCUGUUUAUUCUCUUCAUUAUUAUUGAAUGUAUAUAAUAAAUAAACUGUUUGGUUUUU